AUGGAAGAGAAGAGCAGAGUAUUGGUGAUCGGAGCAACAGGAAGAUUAGGGAACUACUUGACCCGUUUCAGCAUCCAAUCGGGUCACCAGACUUUCGCCCUCAUAAGAAACUCUGCUUUCUCCGAUCCUUCCAAGUCCGUUAACCUUGAAUCUCUCUCCUCCGCCGGCGUCACUCUCCUCAAAGGUCCAUUAGAAGAUGAAGUAAGCUUAGAAGAAGCAGUGAUGAAAGUAGAUGUAGUCAUCUCUGCGAUUCCAUCAAAACACGUUCUUGAUCAGAAACUCCUCAUCAAUGUCAUCAAACGAUCUCCCUCCAUCAAGAGGUUUAUCCCUGCUGAAUACGGAGCAGAUCCGGACAAAAUACAAGUCUCGGAUCUUGAUCACGGCUUCUACUCAAAAAAGUCUGAGAUAAGACGUCUUGUGGAAUCAUCAGGGAUUCCUUACACAUACAUUUGCUGCGGAUUGUUCAUGAGGAUUCUACUUCCAUCUCUUGUCCAACCGGGUCUUCAAUCACCUCCAAUGGAUAAAGUCACCCGUCUUUGGAGAUGGAAACGUUAA
Molecule: messenger RNA, 555 nt
Organism: Raphanus sativus (radish)
Lineage: Eukaryota; Viridiplantae; Streptophyta; Magnoliopsida; Brassicales; Brassicaceae
Product: probable pinoresinol-lariciresinol reductase 3
Exons: 3
Coding region: 1-555 (184 amino acids)
Source: RefSeq, a predicted model, not a curated record